AUGCUGGAUCUGAACGACGAGCUCUUGAGCGAGUGCCGGCGCGGCCUCACGCUGCUCUGCCGCAAGUCGCGGACGCUCGAGGCGAAGGCGCUCUCGCAGUUUUGCCUCUACUGCGCCCGGACCAACGCAAGCACCGAUGUGUUUGCCAUGACCAAAACGAUGCUGCCCAACUGCAUUUGGGGCCAAGCAACCGGGCAGUUCCCCGACUUGUCGGCGCUGCUGGUCAACGUCUUUGCGUGCCCCGCGACCGCGGCCCGCCGCCGCGUUCGCACCUCGAGCUCGAGCUGCAGCGCGCCGGGCCAGAAAGAAAAGGUCGCGCUCUUGGCGUGGAACCAAGUCCACCGGCAAGAGAAGCAGCACGUGCUCUACCGGGACUCGGCGUUCGCCAAGGCGCUCGCGCGGGACCCGCACGCGCCUCCGCUGCCGCCGACAGUGGCGUCCGACGACGCGAACGACGACGAGCCGUCGCGUCUCAGCAUCUUGCUCGCGUCGUUGACGGCGCUCCACCCCGAGAACAUCCCCGACACGUGGGUCUUUGGCGCCCAUGCCAACAAUGCGAUGCGCCAGCUCUCGGAAAUGGCCCAUGGGACGACGACCGUCUAA
Saprolegnia parasitica CBS 223.65 is the source of this 603-nucleotide messenger RNA. RefSeq lists its product as hypothetical. The transcript has a single exon. NCBI's taxonomy places the organism in Eukaryota, Oomycota, Saprolegniomycetes, Saprolegniales, Saprolegniaceae. Bases 1 to 603 code for a protein of 200 amino acids. The record is from RefSeq and is a predicted model, not a curated record.